Melitaea cinxia (Glanville fritillary) is the source of this 1110-nucleotide messenger RNA. It is a transcript of the gene AST-C, whose product is annotated as allatostatin. The record is from RefSeq and is a predicted model, not a curated record. Lineage: Eukaryota; Metazoa; Arthropoda; Insecta; Lepidoptera; Nymphalidae. The coding region runs from base 1 to 384 and encodes 127 amino acids. The transcript has 3 exons.
AUGAAGUCGAGCACAUACAGCACUCUGAUGAUCUUCCUUGGUGUCCUGGCCAUAUCGUUUAUGACUGUUUACGCAGCUCCGAUGGAAACAGAUGAAGAGCAAUCUGACAACGUGCUAGUUGCCAGGCCGGAAGACGUAGCGGACAUAUCUGCACAAUGGGAUGCUUUGAAUACUGCUGCUCUACGCAAACUACUUUUGCAGCUGGAUGCAGAAGAAAGAUUGGGAAUGGCUACCAGAGUCAGCCGCUCUUGGCCCCAGCCGGAGCAGCGUGGCUGGGGACUGCGGGCGAUGGAUGGCAGGAUCGCUAGACAAUGGCGCGCCGACAAGAGGCAGGUCCGCUUCCGACAAUGCUACUUCAAUCCCAUCUCCUGCUUCCGCAAGUGAAUCACCAUUAAUGUCAAUGACCCCUUACUUCUUUUAGCCAUAUUUGACACACGUUUACAUAAUUGAUACGAUGUUGAAGAAAACUCUAUUUUUGCUGUUUUAUGCCUAAGUAAUAUAUGUUUAAAAUUAGUCUUUAAGUAUUAGAUAACUAGUCAAAUAUACCAAAAUGUCAAUCUUUGUACAUUUUCUUUACUAUCUACAAUUUUAAAUUCUUCUAUUUUGUACUAGAAUGUUAAAUAUCGAGUACAUUAAACAUGUUCAUUUGUAUAAAGGUCACACGUCCUUUUCCGUUUCCUUUUAUAACAUAGUAGUUUUUUAAAACACACUUUUUUUUUCCUUCUAAUUUAUUCAUCAUGUUAUAUUUAGAUCAACGUUUCUAUCGAAAAGAAAAAGUAACAAUUUUUAGACUUUAUGCAUAUUUUUCAAGAUUAAUUGUCAGAAUUUAAAAGCUUUACAUUUUAUAAUUUUUCUUAGUUUUCUUGGAAAUUUGUAGUUAAGUAGUACUUUAUUCAGGACGGCUAUAGCCUGUAUUAAAAAUAAUAUAACAUUUACUCAAUAUAGCAUGAUCUCUUUUUAAGUCAACGUAAAUAUAUAUAAUAACUGCUAGAUUAAGGUUUGUUUACUAUACACAUCUAGUCAAUGAAUAAACGUAAUGUUUCUCCAAACUAAUGAUGUUUAAUUUUAAUAUCUUUUAUAAGUAAGUUAAAUAAACAUUUAGUACAAAUA